Molecule: messenger RNA, 2847 nt
Organism: Stylonychia lemnae
Lineage: Eukaryota; Ciliophora; Spirotrichea; Sporadotrichida; Oxytrichidae
Source: the annotation of a GenBank genome assembly
AUGGAGUCGAAUAGAAAUCAAAUAUUAGAUCAAGAUGAUCCAUCAGAUGACUACUACUCUUCGAAGCAGUUUGAUGUCAAAUUAUCUUACGAUAUGAGUAAAGAGGAACUAUUUUAAGUCAUUGAAUCUCAGAAGAAAGAAAUUAGAUAUUUAACUCUAAGAUUAAAAGGAGUAGAGAAAGAGAAAGAGGAAAUGAUAGAGAACUUCAAGUUAUCCUCAAGUGUUCUUCUAGAGAGAUUAAAAGAUCUUGAAGCUUAAGGCAACUUAAUGGGUGAGCGACCUCAAACAGCAAGUGUCUUGAGCAAAAUAAGUGCCGAGGCUAAUGGAAAAAGAAUAGGUUAAGCAAUUAGAGGUAGAUCCAAAGCAAAAAGAGGAUCUCCUAAGAAGUAAAAUGAUGAGGACGACGAUUACAAAGUUGAUGUAGACUUGGAACGAGUAAUAUGUCCAAACUGCAAAUAGAUAUUCUCCUUGAAAGAUAUGGUAACCCACACAGUUAUUUGCUAUCGUAACUCAACUAAAUGUAAACUAUGUGGGGAAAUUAUCCUUAAGGAUAAAAAGAAAGAGCAUAUUGAUAAAUGGAAAGAUAUGAAGAAACUAAUCCAAGAAAUCCAGAAUGAUAAUGAGCAGCAAUCAAGUCUGUUCUUUGAUCAUGGUAUUGAUGUUAACGUAUUCUUUAACAAUGAUGUCGAGGGUUGGACUCCAAUGCAUUAUGCGGCAAAGCAUGGUGCUUUAAAUGUGGUGAUAGCACUUAUUUCUAGAGGAGCAGGUGUUGAUCCCCCUGAUGUCAACUUGAAAACUCCUUUGAUAAUUGCAAUCGAAAAUAAUAAAUUCACAGUAGCUCGAAGUUUGAUAGAAUUCGGAGCAGAUGUUGAGGCAAAGGAUUCCUCUUAAAGAACUCCGAUUAUGUUUGCCUGCAAAGUUGGAUCUAAAGAAAUGGUAGAAUUACUUCUCACUUACAAGGCAGAUAUCAAGGCAACUAAUAGUUUGGGGGAUACCUGCGUGACAUUUGCUCAGAAAAGUGGAAAUCCUGAUAUAAUGAGUUUGCUUGUGAGAAGUGGAGCCUCUAUAAGACCAUCAAGCAGAUAAAAUAGCUUAAAGAUUGGAGCACCUCCUAGAGAUAAUUCAAGAUUAAAGACAAAAAAAAUGCCCAUACUUCUCCCUGAUUGCGGACACUCAUUUUGUUUAUCUUGUAUAAAUAAAUGCUUCGAGAAAAUAAAACAAUAAAAUCAAGAGCAGCAGGAAAUAGAUCUCGACGAUUUAUAAGCGGAAAUUCAAUCUAUCUUAUUUAAAUGCCCUGAUGAUGAAAUUAAUCUAUAGGAGAGUAUCUUGAUAAAUAAAAAGUUAGUGAAACUAGAUUUUAUGCAGGAAGAAGGAGUAUUCAAAGUUUCUAAGCCAGAAGACAAAUCACUAGCUGGAUUCUUGACCUCUCCACAGAUAUAACAAAAAAAAUAAUUUGUCUAUGAUUAAGCAAUGAUCCAUAUUGAAAAUCAUCAGAAUCCAUAAUAAAAUGUUGUGACAACUUCUGUUUAAGAACCAUAAAUUGAGGAAUGUCCAGUCCAUUAAAGGCCUGUUGAGCUGAUUUGUGUUGAUGAUAAGAUGCGUAUCUGUGCUUAAUGUGCCCUAUUUGGACAACAUAAGGGUCAUGAUGUACGAAUGGAGGAAGAAGUGACAAAAGAAAUAUCUUUGAAAGUAGAAGUUAUAAUGGAAAUGUACUAAGCGAUUGAAUAGAGUUGCGAUGAAUUAAACGAUAAUACAAAUUACGAUAGACAUUACAAUAUCUACAAGCAUAAAUAAAAUGAAAUCAAAGAUAAAAUCCAAGAUAAGUUCAAAGAAUGGAGAAGAGCAUUGAGAGCAGUCGAAAUGAAAGUUAUUGAUAGUCUAUAUGUAAAUUUCUAAUAAUUCGAAGAAAAAUUUGGGCAGGCAAAAAAUCAUAACAAUAAAAUGAUCUCUGAAGCAUAAGCCUGGAUGGAUAGAGCAAAGUAGCAACUUGAUGAAUAUACUAACAAAACUGUGGAGGAUCCCCUUUAUAUCCCAUAUGACAUGAUAGAAAAUAAAAAGAACAACCUAGCUGAUGAAAUUCUUAAUUGCGGAGAGCAGAUACUUGACAAGGUUGAGAAAUAAAGGGGAUUCCCUUCAUUGAAUGGGAUGGAAAAUAGCUAUGGAACUGUAAAGGUUGCGUUUGAUCCUAAUGUUGAGAAGAAAUUUUUUCAUGAUGAAGAGGAUCUUAAUGAUGGAAUCUAAUAAGUCCAAAAGGCUAUUGCUAAUGAUCCGUUGAAUCUUUCAAACAUCUCAUUUAACGAACCAGCUUCACCAAUUAAUAACAGUUCUUUUGCAAAUCAAACAAGCAAUUUAAGGCGAUUUAGCGCUUUACCUGGCACAUAAGUUGUUCAGUAGCAAUUAUAAUAAUAAUAGCCCCCUUUAUAAUCAAAAUUAACUUUAGGUGGAUCUCAUUCAAAGAAAAAGAAUGAUCUCCCCUCGACAUUCAAGAAUGAAACAAUAAAUGGAGAACUUGAUAUUUCUAAUAGAAACUUGAGUGAUAUGCAUUCAAACGAACUUGCCAAAUGUAUAAAGUCUUUAAGCGGGCCUAUCAAAAUAUUAAACUUAUCUAAAAACAGAAUAUCUGAUGAUGGCAUCGGACAUAUCAUUAAAGCCCUCUGUGAUAGUCAUAUAGAAUAGAUUAACUUAUAAGGAAAUAAAUUGAGCGAAAAGUGUGUGGAAGGAAUUGUGGGAUGUCUAAAAACAAAUAAAACUUUGAAAGUUAUGGAUCUCUCAUAAAAUGGAAUCGGAAGCAGACUGAUGAAAAAUAAACUUAAAAAUGCUCUUCCUUAGAUUGAAGUUAUAUUAUGA